Messenger RNA from Yarrowia lipolytica CLIB122, 654 nucleotides. RefSeq lists its product as uncharacterized. The record is from RefSeq and is a predicted model, not a curated record. NCBI's taxonomy places the organism in Eukaryota, Fungi, Ascomycota, Dipodascomycetes, Dipodascales. Gene Ontology annotation, molecular function: acyltransferase activity, transferring groups other than amino-acyl groups. Gene Ontology annotation, cellular component: nucleus.
AUGACCGUGUGUAUAGAAAAGCCAACUAGGCCAUUCACCGAGACACUGGCCGUGACGCUGAAAGAUGGCAGUCAGGCCGCGAUUGUGCCUGUGAAUGGGUACGAGGAGGCGGGCAAGUUACCCCAGCGUCUGGUUGAAUUCAUGUUUAAUGAAUUUAACAAGGAAAUCGAGGAUGGACAGACAUACCCGCAGUUGAAGCCGUUUGCGAGCUCGGCCGAGUUUGUCAAGUACUGGUUCGUUGGAUGGGUAGGGCUUCUUGUCAGAGGCACUGAGCUUCCCACGAACAGCGACUGGUCUGAAUGUCUCCUGGGCCACUACUACAUCAGGCCCAACUACCCUGGCCGGUGUUCACACAACUGCAAUGCAGGAUUCAUGGUCAAUCCUCGCCAUCGGGGUCUGGGAGUGGGAAAGGCGCUGGGAAGAAGCUACAUCUACGUGGGUCCUCGGCUGGGGUACACAUACUCGGUGUUCAACCUGGUUUUUGUCACCAACACGGCCUCUCGCAAGAUCUGGGACUCCAUGGACUUCGAGGUGGUAGGCAGAAUCCCCGGAGCGGCUAUUCUCAACGGCUUUGACGAACCCGUUGACGCUUUGAUUUAUGGAAGAAAGCUCGAUGUGGAAGAGACAGACAGUUGGAGAUUGACGGCGGCUUGA